Messenger RNA from Mustela erminea (ermine), 461 nucleotides. RefSeq names its product dolichyl-phosphate mannosyltransferase subunit 3, regulatory (gene DPM3). The record is from RefSeq and is a predicted model, not a curated record. Gene Ontology annotation, cellular component: dolichol-phosphate-mannose synthase complex; endoplasmic reticulum membrane. The transcript is spliced from 2 exons. The coding region runs from base 118 to 396 and encodes 92 amino acids. Lineage: Eukaryota; Metazoa; Chordata; Mammalia; Carnivora; Mustelidae. Gene Ontology annotation, biological process: GPI anchor biosynthetic process.
UGCGCGAGAGCAGCCUCCGCGCGGACUACAACUCCCAGAAGGCCGCGCGAUCCGAGAGGACUUCCGGACGCUGACGUCGGAGCCGCUCCGGGCCGGGAGGACAGCGGCGGCGUGCCCAUGACGAAGUUAGCGCAGUGGCUUUGGGGACUGGCGCUCCUGGGCUCCACCUGGGCGGCUCUGACCACGGGAGCCCUGGGCCUGGAGCUGCCCUCGUCAUGCCGGGAGGUGCUGUGGCCGCUGCCGGCCUACUUGCUGGUGUCCGCCGGCUGCUACGCCCUGGGCACUGUGGGCUUCCGCGUGGCCACUUUCCAUGACUGUGAGGACGCCGCUCGCGAGCUGCAGAGCCAGAUCCAGGAGGCCCGGGCCGACUUGGCGCGCAGGGGCUUGCGCUUCUGACCCCCCGGCCGCGUUCCCCCGCAGCCUCUCUCCCGCCGCCCAUUAAAGAGCAGCUUAUUUUCUAA